This is a messenger RNA of Drosophila bipectinata, 1394 nucleotides long. Lineage: Eukaryota; Metazoa; Arthropoda; Insecta; Diptera; Drosophilidae. The record is from RefSeq and is a predicted model, not a curated record.
GCCGAGCCCCCGUCCAUGAGCCCUCAUUUUGAUGGGGGAGGGGGGUUAUCGUUGGACGAAUCACAUACGCUGCGUCAGCUUCUUAUCAGCGAACAUCACGCACACAGCCACGAAAGGCAGCUACACAAUCAGCAGCAGUUACCACAUACUGCCCGCUUCGGCCCGACCCGGCCCGCACUUCGCCCUGACACCCACUCAGCUCCCGCCCCUCCGACCUCGCGGAGAAUGCUUAGCCUGGAUCACUCCACGUUCAACGACGAUGACGAGGAGGUAUGCCAUUCAUACGGCUCGGGGCAAAAUCUAGUGAAAAUAGAUGAGCAGCCACAACUGUUGCAACAUCACCAGCAGGUCCAGCAGCAACAGCUUGUGACACAGCAACCACACAUUGUAACCCAACAGCCACCGAAGCCACUGGCUCCAUUCGCCCUGUUCUUUCGGGACACAGUGACGGCCAUCAAGCAGCAGAAUCCCGCCUGCUCGCUGGAGCAAAUGCAGGUUAUUGUUCAGACCAUGUGGGAGUCCCUGGAUGAGACGCAAAAGAACGUUUACAGCCAACGGCACGAGCAGGAGAAGCGCGACUAUGUGCGGCUGAUGCGCGACUACAGGCAGCACCUGGACACGACAGAAGAGGCGCCAAUCGCUCCGGAUCUGGCACCCCAACUGACAGCCGCAGCACCACUAAUCCAGCCCAAAGUGGAAGUCAAUCCAGAGCCACUGGAGGAACAGCCAACUGUAGCGACGGCUCAAGCACCUCCAGAUCAAAUACAGCUGCUGAACGAGGCGGCAACGGUGCAGAAGUGCACCCGGGAGCAGUGCAACAAGCCGGCGAUCAUUAAUCCGGACUGGGAGGACGAGUACUGCAGCAACGAGUGCGUGGUGAUCCACUGCCGGAAUGUAUUCAACGAAUGGGCGCUCACACUGAAGAACUCACCCUCGUAGCCACGUCCGACUGAAUCCCCCAUCCCCAUCCCCAUCAUCCUCUAGGCUUAGUCUAGUUGUUUAGGUUUAGUUGCCAAGCUGCACGUUUCCUAUGAAUAUAUACAUAUACAUAUAUAUUCCGGAGUGCGAUAAUUAUGAAUAUUGUAGUGCCAGUAUCUCGAUUGUAAAGAGCAUCCGAGCAUCGGUGUGGAAUCUUAGUCUGUAUCACGAAUGACACGCUUUCUAGAAUAUUUUAAUUCAUAAUAAAUCAAUUUUAAUGAAUAACAAAUAACUCACAAAAUAAAAUCGAAUUUGAUUUAUAUUUAAAACCACCAAGAUAAAAAUAAAGUCUUGUUUUUAUGGUAACUUUUAAUAAAUACACACAUUUAUUUACUCUUCCACUUCAUUAUCAAUAUAUCAAUGUGUCAAUGCCGUUUGCUUACAAAAAUCUUUAUUCUUUUCGUUUGCUUCGUUCU